CUUCAGGCUGCGUGUGUAAACCGGAAGUGGUAGCUGCCUUUUACCUUUAACUUGAUGCUGCUGCCCAGACAGCCGGACUGGAGCCGGACUGAGCCGAACUACAGAGUUCCUGUGAUGCCCCAGAGUGGGCGGAGCUGGCCGGGGUCGUGAUGCCGUACGUGGACCGACAGAACCGCAUCUGUGGCUUCCUGGACAUCGAGGAGAAUGAGAACAGCGGCAGGUUCCUGCGCCGCUACUUCAUCCUGGACACGGAGCAGGGGAACCUGCUGUGGUUCAUGGACAACCCCCAGAAUCUGCCUAAAGGUGCGGAUAGUGUGGGCUUCCUCAAACUCACCUACAUCUCCAAGGUCAGUGAUGCCAGCAAGCUCAGGCCGAAGGCAGAGUUCUGCUUUGUUAUAAACGCAGGCAUGAGGAAGUUCUACCUGCAGGCCAACGACCAGCAGGACCUGGUGGAAUGGAUCAACGUUCUGAACAACGCCACCAAGAUCACAGUGCCAAAGUGUGGGGAGGGUCAGACCGCCGACGUGGAGACCCCACAGGAAGCUCUUGGAGCUAUGAAGCAGGUCUCCUAUAAGACAGAGAUCGUAGCUGGGGUUCCCAUCAUCACAGCCACACAGGAGCAGAGCGAAGGCCAGAACGGGUCAGAGCGAGGGAAGCGGGCUCAGAACCAGCUGCCGUACUUCCUGUCCAGAGGGGUGCAGGAUCAGGCUUUCAUUAAGGCUGGAUACUGCGUUAAACAGGGAGCUGUGAUGAGGAACUGGAAGAGGAGGUACUUCAUCCUGGAUGAAAACGCUCUCAGCUACUACAAGUCUGACCUGGACCGGGAGGCGCUGAGAGUCAUCCCUCUGAAGGAGAUCCAGAAGGUCCAGGAGUGCAAACAGAGCGAACUGAUGAUGAGAGACAACCUGUUUGAAAUGGUCACCAACUCCAGAACCUUCUACAUCCAGGCUGACAGUCCAGAAGACAUGCACGGCUGGAUCAAGGCCAUCUCCGGGGCCAUAGUCGCUCAGCGCGGGCCGGGACGCUCCGCCAGCUCGAUCCGUCAGGCCCGCCGGCUGUCCAGUUCCUGUAUACAGAGGAGCACAGCGGCUCUCCCUCUCCCACCUCAGCCUCCACCUUCUACUACUCCGUUAACUCGGAAUCGCUUUACCCAGAAUCCUCAGCGGGUGAUCAGCCUCACGCUGGACACUCACCAACAGGACAGCUUCCUCAGCCUCCUUCCUUGGCGGCUCAGUGGAGUCCAGCCGAUGAGCUCCCGCCUGUCGCUGCAGGAGACGGUUCAGUCCUCAAAGUGAUGGCGACCAAGAGGCUCUGCGGUGGCGAGGACGACCUGACCUCAGAGGAUCCAGACAAACUCAUCACUCAGAUGUGAUAAAAACUCACCAUUGUUUAUUCUCCUGCUGAACUAUGUUUUUCUACAUGUGGGUC
Cyprinodon tularosa is the source of this 1428-nucleotide messenger RNA. It is a transcript of the gene plekha1b, whose product is annotated as pleckstrin homology domain containing, family A (phosphoinositide binding specific) member 1b. Bases 150 to 1295 code for a protein of 381 amino acids. Gene Ontology annotation, cellular component: membrane; cytoplasm. The record is from RefSeq and is a predicted model, not a curated record. NCBI's taxonomy places the organism in Eukaryota, Metazoa, Chordata, Actinopteri, Cyprinodontiformes, Cyprinodontidae. Gene Ontology annotation, molecular function: PDZ domain binding. The transcript is spliced from 13 exons.